Molecule: messenger RNA, 8587 nt
Organism: Carassius gibelio (silver crucian carp)
Lineage: Eukaryota; Metazoa; Chordata; Actinopteri; Cypriniformes; Cyprinidae
Product: E3 ubiquitin-protein ligase ubr3
Exons: 40
Coding region: 62-5656 (1864 amino acids)
Biological process (GO): protein ubiquitination; ubiquitin-dependent protein catabolic process via the N-end rule pathway
Cellular component (GO): ubiquitin ligase complex; cytoplasm
Molecular function (GO): ubiquitin protein ligase activity; zinc ion binding
Source: RefSeq, a predicted model, not a curated record
AGCGCCGCGAUCACAGCAACAAGACAACCAAAAUAAAGUGAGCACAACAAACCCGUAGCGCAUGAUGGCGGCCUUGCUGCUGCGCCGGGACAAGAGAUCCACUGCCGCCCAUCUGAAGGCUGACCUGAAGAGGACUGACAACAGCUCGGGGCUGCGGCAGCUGCGGGAGCUGCUGGAUAGCGUGCUGCACCCGGAGCGGGGCUCGGAGCCGGAGGCGCUAGAGUGGUGUAAAUGGCUGCUGGCUGGAGGCGACGGCUUCGACGAGUUCUGCCGGACCGUCCGAUCCUACGAUAACGCCACCCUCUGUGGGCUGGUGUGGACCGCCAACUUCGUGGCGUACCGCUGCCGGACCUGCGGCAUCUCUCCGUGCAUGUCGUUAUGCGCGGAGUGCUUCAAUAACGGCGACCACACGGGCCACGAUUUUAACAUGUUCCGGAGUCAGGCCGGCGGGGCCUGUGACUGCGGGGACGGGAACGUGAUGAGAGAGAGCGGGUUUUGCAGUAGGCAUCGGUUAAAAACGGGAGAGAAUGUGCCAUCGGUCCCUCGGGAUCUGCUGCUCAUGUCUGAGAUGGUGCUGCCGCGGUUUAUCAUCACUAUCAUUCAGUACCUGAGAGACGGCUACACGGAGCCAGAGUCGCCCGCUGACAGAGAUCUGCAGAAGGUUCUUCAGCAGUUAGACCUGCACAUAUCCUUCUUAGAAGAGCUCACCAAGAUGGGCGGGGCCAUGCGCACCGUUCUCACCAAGAUCCUAACCAAUCAGCAGACCUUUAAAGAACUGAGCAUGGGUCAAGAGGAGAAUGUUUAUGCGAAGAGGAACUAUGAGAAGUAUCUGUCAGCAUUGAAGAGUUCAGGUUUGGUGUCAGUGGAGGAGAAAGGAGCAGGAGCUGGGGCAACAGACACCCCAGCUGGGGCAGGAGCGCUCGGUCUACUGGGAGCUACUGCUGCUGCCAGUCUAGAGGACUCUAGUAAAGAGGAGGAUCAGGAUGGACUGCAGGGUGUGGGUCAGAGGAAAAGAGUGAAGCUCAGUAGCAGUACCAAAGAUCCAUCCAUAAUGGACACCCUGAAACAUAAAUGUUUUUUAGAAGAGUUGUUGUUUUGGACUAUUAAGUAUGAAUUUCCACAGAAGAUGGUCACUUUUUUGCUCAACAUGUUGCCAGAUCAGGAUUACAAGAUCACGUUCACUAAAACAUUUGUACAGCACUAUGCCUUCAUCAUGAAGACCCUCAUGAAGAGCCACGAGUCGGACACCAUGUCCAACCGCAUCGUUCACAUCAGCGUGCAGCUCUUCAGCAACGAGGAGCUGGCCCGACACGUCACAGAGGAGUGCCAGCUACUGGACAUCAUGGUCACCGUGCUCCUCUACAUGAUGGAGAGCUGCCUCAUCAAGAGCGAACUGCAAGAUGAGGAGAACAAUCGUCACGUGGUGGUGAACUGUGGUGAAGCUCUACUGAAGAAUAACACCUACUGGCCUUUAGUUAGUGAUUUUAUUAAUAUCCUCUCACACCAAAGUGUGGCCAAGCGCUUCCUGGAGGAUCAAUCUCUGUUGAUGCUCUGGAUGAGUUUCGUCUCCUUCUUCCAAGGGAUGAAUCUGAACAAGAGAGAGCUGAAUGAGCACGUGGAGUUCGAGUCUCAGACGUAUUAUGCAGCGUUUGCAGCCGAGCUGGAGGCCUGUGCUCAGCCCAUGUGGGGUCUCCUGACACACUGCAAAGUCAAAGAAACCCAAGAGUACACGAAGACAGUGGUGCGGUACUGUCUGGAAACCCUCCAGAUGUGGUUUGAUGCCAUUGGGUUUGUAGAUGAGCCUGCCCUCAACCAGCUGACCUUUCACUUACCGCUCCACAGAUACUACGCCAUGUUCCUCAGCAAGGGAGUGAAGUGUCAAGGUCUGGAUUUAGACAGUUUGCUUCCUGAUCAGGAGAUGCUUAUGAAGAUCAUGGUCCACCCUCUUCAGAUACAGGCUAGCCUGUCUGAGAUCCACAGUAACAUGUGGGUGAGAAACGGGCUGCAGAUUAAAGGUCAGGCCAUGACUUAUGUCCAGUCUCACUUCUGUAACUCCAUGAUUGACCCGGACAUCUACCUCCUGCAGGUGUGUGCGUCCAGACUGGAUCCAGAUUACUUCAUCUCCUCUGUGUUUGAGAGGUUCAAGGUGGUGGACUUGCUGACGAUGGCGUCUCAGCAUCAGAACGCAGUGCUGGACUCGGAGCAGGAGAGACCCAUGCUGGAGGGAGCGCUCACCUUCCUGGUCAUCCUCAGCAGUCUCCGAGUACACUUAGGAAUGUCUGAUGAUGAGAUUUUGAGAGCCGAGAUGGUGUCGCAGCUGUGUAUGAAUGACCGUACCCACAGUUCCCUGCUGGAUCUUAUCCCGGAAAACCCCAACCCUAAGAGCGGUGUGGUGCCGGGCAGCUGUAGUUUUGAGGAGAUGCUGGCUGCUGUCGCUGAUUUUAAAGCCCCGGUGUUUGAGCCUGGAGGAUCCAUGCAGCAGGGCAUGUACACCCCUAAAGCGGAGGUCUGGGAGAAAGAGUUUGACCCUAUAAUGGUGAUUCUACGCACAGUGUACCGCAGAGACGUGCAGUCGGCCAUGGAUCGAUACGGAGCAUUUUUGAAACAGUCAGGCGUUCAAACGGGGAACCCCUGGCCGCCCUAUAAGGAGAGGACCCCUCUGCACCCCUGCUAUAAAGGACUGGUGCGCCUUCUGCACUGCAAAACCCUGCAUAUAGUCAUCUUUACACUGCUUUACAAGAUCUGGAUGGAUCAUCAGAACAUGUCUGAACAUGUGUUGUGUAUGGUGCUCUACCUGAUAGAACUUGGUCUUGAUAAUCAGGUCCAGGAUGACAAAGUGGAAGAGGAGCCCUGUAUUGAGGAGCACUGCCAUGACAGCUGGUUCCCGGGCACCAGUCUGCUGUCUAACCUCCAUCACGUCAUCAACUUCGUGCGGGUCCGAGUGCCAGAGACGGCACCUGAGGUGGAGAGGAAGAGAGAGAGGGAGAGAGAACGAGAAACUCCAGCCAGCACCAGCUCUGAGAGCAGCAGCUUCGGACAGAGUUCCCGAAGGCUGACGGGAAAUUGGAGAGAGAACCUGCGUGAAGCUCAGGUGUUCAGUCUAGUGGCGGAGCGCAGAAGGAAGUUCCAGGAGAUCAUAAACCGCAGUAACCACGAGGCCAGUCAGGCGGUGCGGCCCAAGUCCUCGUCCUCUCGCUCGCUGCCGCCCGGCUCGCCUCCGCAGCUGGUGACCGAGAUCCUGGAGAUCGGUGAGAGCAUGCUGUCUCUCCUGGUCAAGCUGCACCAGAAACUGUCUGGCAAGCAGAACUCUCUGUCUCUGAGCUGGCUGGCCGAGGCGGAUCCGGCCCAUCAUCCGCACGGAGAUGGGUUAACAGCCAUCGAAAGGAUCCUGGCCAAAGCUGCCGCCCGGAGCCGGCACAGCAAGAGGUGCCUCCAGGAGAUCUGUGGGAAGGUGUGUCCACCCAUACCGCCCAAAAAGAACAGUCCUGGAGAUAAGAAGAGCAUGGACAAGGAAGAGAGGCGUCAAAGGGCCAGAGAGAGACAGCAGAAGCUGCUGGCGGAGUUUGCCUCCAGGCAGAAGAGCUUCAUGGAGACUGCCAUGGAUGUUGAGUCCCCUGAAACGGAUGCAGUGAUGGACAUGGGCUCUGCAGAAGCUCUGGACUCAGAGGUUCUCUAUGACUGUGUGAUCUGUGGUCAAAGCGGCCCGUCUACUGAAGACAGACCCACAGGACUGGUGGUACUGCUGCAGGCCUCAUCAGUGUUGGGGCACCGCUGUCGUAGUGACACACCAAAGCGAUUGCCUACUACUGAUGAGGAACAUAUCUACCCCGUGGACACAUGUGGAGCGGCCCAUGAUGUUAGGCUGACCCUUAUGCAGCGCUACUUUAAAGAUAGUUCAUGUCUGCAGUCUGUGUCUAUUGGCUGGGAUGGGGGUGUGUAUGUGCAGACGUGCGGUCACACUCUGCAUAUAGACUGUCACAAGUCCUACAUGGAGUCCUUACGGAACGACCAGGUCCUUCAGGGGUUUUCUGUGGAUAAAGGUGAGUUCACCUGUCCGCUGUGUCGUCAGUUCGCCAACAGUGUUUUGCCCUGUCGUCCUGGCCGUGGGAUGGAGACGGGCGCCUGGCACACUCCCAGUAACAAGAGCAUGUCCACACUGGUGAGGGAAGUCGAGGACCUUCAGGAGCAGCUGGGCAUUUUCCCAGUAAGCGCCAGCCUAAAGCAGAGAGAUCCUAUACUGGCGGAGUCAAAUCUGAGUAAAGAGAUGGAAUCUGUUAUAAAGGACAUUAAAAACACCACGCAGAAAAAAUACAUGGAUUAUGGGAAGAACCCAGGGUCACCUGACAAUGACUUCCUGUUCAUGUACUCUGUGGCCAGGACUAAUCUGGAGUUAGAGUUGGUCCAUCGUGGGGGGAAUCUGUGCAGUGGAGGGGCCAGUGCUGCUGCCAAACGCUCCUGUCUCAAUCAGCUGUUUCAUGUGCUGGCCAUGCACAUGCGUCUCUACAGCAUAGAUUCAGCUUACAACCCCUGGACCAGACUCACACAGAGCACACACAGCAGAGACACCGAGUACUGUGAAGAACGUCCUGAGGUGCCCAUGCUCUUCAGAGACGUCCCGUCCCUCCUCAUCAUCUUCAUCCUCACCAUGCCUCAGCCUUUACGCAAAGAGCACUUCACGUGUGUGGUGAAGGUGUUGUACAGUCUGCAGUACACACAGGCUCUGGCCGCUCUGUCCGUCAGGUUCAGUCGUGAAGAGAGGCUCGCCUGGAGCAACACUGGAGCUGCCAAGAAGAACACGCCAAACUCUGACAAAUCAUGGGAGUCGCUCCUGGGUCACGUGAUCUCUGAGCUGACGAAGGCCAAAGAUGUGUAUGACACCAGCUCUGAGGAAGCACUGGUUUUGAGCUCCAGUGUGUGGUCUCCUCAGUCCAUCGAGUUCAGCCUGCAGCAGUUCUGUCUGCCCUUCCUGAGACUGUCCUGUCUACUGCAGCACCACCUGUAUGGAGACAGCUUACCCGGCUGCCUGGUGGAGGAGGAGUUCUCUCUGCUGGCCGGGUGUCUGGGUUUGGCUGGUUCUGCUCAGUCCAGUGCUGCGUGUCUGGAGUGGAACAUCAGUGCUUUCGAUCUGAUCAGUCAGUGGUGUUCAGAAGUCAUCGCUCUGUCUGAUGCUCCCACCCAGCAGUCCGUGUCUCUUUUAGUUCAGGAUCCGCAGUGGGCCGCCCCUCGCCUCCUGCACCUGCCAGACAACUACAACACCAUCUUCCAGUACUACCACAGCAAAUCCUGCACCAGCUGCGGCAAGACCCCCAAAGACCCCGCGCUGUGCCUGGUGUGCGGCGCCUUCGUCUGUCUGAAGGGGCACUGCUGUAAACAACAGGGCGUCUGUGAGUGUGUGCUGCACUCUCAGCACUGUGGAGCAGCGACUGGUAUCUUCCUCCUGAUUAACGCCUCGGUCAUCAUUAUCAUCCGAGGCCAUCGCUUCUGUCUGUGGGGGUCUGUGUAUCUGGACGCUCAUGGAGAGGAGGACAGAGACCUACGUCGAGGAAAGCCUCUGUAUUUAUGUGAGGAGAGAUACCGCGUUCUGGAGCAGCAGUGGGUCUCGCACACCUUCGAUCACAUCAACAAGCGCUGGGGUCCCCACUACAAUGGACUUUAACAGCUCAGCCCACGUACGUCCUGGAGAGGACCGCUCUCAUGAUGUCAGUGCCAGCCUCUGAUGAUUUCUGUCAUGUAAUUAUAAAGAAAACCUGCAUUGAGUUGGCCACAGCCUGGGUUCAUGUCAAGUGUACAAUCAAGCGUGUGUGUUUGCGUGUGUUUUAAAGUGAUUUUUCGUGUGGAUUUAGAGGGGGAAAUUAGUUUUGUCCCAGCAAGCUGAAGGUGCAAGCUCACUGAAUGAAUCUUUGUCUAGUCUGUUGGACACACAGAGUGGAAUAAUACUCCCGUUCUUUUAACUUUUGGAAAACUGACAUGGUUUUUGAGGAAACAAAAAAAAAAUUUUGGCCAAUGUUAAACAAGUCAUGUACAGAUAUCAGAAUGAAUAUCAAAACCUUGAAUGCUAAAGGUACCAAGACUCUCAACAUAACAUAUCCCCCACACCACACCACGACCACAUCAUGCUAUUUGAGUUGAAGCACAUCUCAUAAGACGAAAUAUCAACCGAUUAGAGCUAAAGCAAGGUUUGUCUGACUCGAGGUGUAGUUGCAGUCAUCCUCAGGAAUUUUAUUUUAUAUUUUCUUUUCUUUUGUUUGGUAGUCUCAGAUAAAAGAUUUUAAUAUAUAAGUGCUGCUAUUCAUUGUUUGAAAAAAGUAAAUUAUAGCUUUGUAAAAAUAUUUUUACAAUUUGCAUCUUUUUUUCUUUUUCUUUUCCUAAUGAAGGUUUUGUUUUUGAUGGUGGUUGGCUGGUCUGUUAAGUUCAUUAUGAAAAUAAAUAAAAAUAUCCCCUACAACCUUGUAGCACAUAUUUAAUGGCUAGAGACCGAGCUAGUCAUUAAAUAAUGAUCUGUGGCUCUUUCCCCCCAUUCAUAAGGGUAACCUUUAAAUAUAAAUAAGAUAUAAUAAUAAUAAUAAUAAUAAAAUAAAAUGAAAAUUUGCAUUAAGAAAAUGAAGUUUAUUUUAGAAUAAAGUAUCUGUGCAUCAUUUUCUUAACGGUUGAACAUAAUUUGCCCCAAAUUCUUAAUGUAAACAAUCUUGAUGUUUCUUCUCCUUUUUCUUCUUCGUAGUAGGUGUGUGUGUGUGUGUGUGUGUGUGUAAGAGAGAGAGGAGUCUAUUUGUUUCUUUAUUGUAAAGAGUGGGCAGAUGUGUUUAAUUUGUCCUGAAAAUAAUGCAAUACAAUUAAAGUUCAGAAAAUCAGCUUGUUUUUUUUUUUUUUAGGGGUAAGGUGAAAUAACGAUCUGGGGAUAUUAUUGAAUAUUCCUAAAAUUCACCGAACAAUAACCAGAAAAUUUAUCUACAUAACCACCAAGUCAGUUGUCCCUCAAAGUUUGAUUUUCUUCACAAUAUUCUAAUUACAUGAUGUCUGGACUGGUGUCAGAUGGUCCAUAGGGGGCAGUUUUUGCCAUUACCCAGAGUUUUGGUUCAAAUUGCCAUUCGAUGGCUGUUCUGUUGGUCUUAUACAUCUAGUGGCUUGAUGCACAUUUGCAAAAACCUCUGAAGUUAAGAAAGUUAUUCAUAAUUGUCUUGACUGAGUUUUGUAGCAGCUGGCUUCUAUGGCCUAAUUUCUCCUCCUCUAGGGUUUUGCAGGUAGUGACGUUUUCUCUUGUUUAAAGACAUUGUGUUGUUGUGACUAUAUUUAAAUGCGCACACCACUCAGGAUAUUGAAUUCCUGAUCUGAAGUGUUCCUGAGAAAAGGGUUGUCACUUUGUUCUACUUCUUCAAACUCGGCCAGAUUGUGUGUAGAUCCUUUAUGCAAAAGUAUCAAGACCAAAUAAAAGCAUAAUAAUACUAUCUGUUUUUAUGUUAUCAGAAAGUAAAGAAAAAAGAUAAUUUAGAACUUGAUACAAAUUGACAUUUUAGCUAAGGCUAGUUUUCCAGUCCAAUACACAUGGUGUUCCUCAAAGCUCUGUCCUUGGACCAUCUUUGAUUGUGUAAUCUGUAAUUGUAGAGAGGGCAUUGUGCAUGCACAAGUUAACUAUUUGAAAAUGCAUUAAAAUGGAUCAUGUCAAAUUGAAUAUUGCAGCCCAGUCCGGUGAUGGACAUGUAUGGUGGGGCACACAAUUUCUUUAUUUUAUGCAGCUCCUGCGUUAGCAAAUGGUUUAGUUUAAGUACUCUCUCAUUUAAUCCUUGUCCCCUUAAAAAGUAAGAUCAAGUUUCACAUUGACAUAAAAUGACCCCAAUCUAAACCUUAUUGUGAUUCACCUUGUCUGACUCCACGUUGAGAGUUCUUGGGGAAAAAAAAGACGAGAAAAUUGUCCCUUCCUUUUUGUUUUAAUUGUAUAUAGAAAUUAAGUACACACAUUUAAAUGAAGUUUGCAGCAGAGUUUCCAUGUGAUAUUGAGUGUGUCUCUUUUGAUUGUGGUUCACAAUCAAAACAAUGGCAUCAGUGGAGCCCUUGCAAUAAGAAUAAUCAGUGUGAUUAACAGUGACACAUGUGAUGUCCAUCUAUAUUGAGGGCAUUUUGCUUUUUGUUUGUUUCCUGCUGAAAACAGACAAGCACCCUCAACACCACACACACACACCAGGAAAGCAUGUUUGGUUUGUAUUGAUCAGUUUGAUUGGUAGAUAUUGUUUAUCAUUGCUGCGAUCAUACCAUGCUGGAGGGAUGAUGUUUUCAGUGCACUUGAAGUUUGCUUUCUUGUCUAAUGUUUCUUGAUUUCUUGCAUGCUGCGCUUAUUCUAUUUAAGUAUUUUUUUUUUUUUAAAGAGUUUUUACUCUCCUUCCCAACUUUGUAUAGACAGACAGUUGUGGUAAGUGUGAUGGGUGGAUAAUGCUGGUGUGUUCUCCUGCAGUGAAUGCUUGUCAGGCAGGCAGUAAUACAGUACAUUACUGUAGGUGCUGAUUCAGACUUUAUGAUGUCAUCUCUGAAAGGGUGACUUUUAAUGACAUUUAACGCAAAAUGUAACAUAUGUGAAUAAAAUAUACAGAUGCUCUGA